GGAAAAUAUUGAAUAUUUCCAGUGGAAAUCUUUUGAGUGCGGUUUAACAGAUCGCACCACGAUUGUAAUCUUCUAGUAACAAUAUAGUCAGAAAACAGUUAAUAUUUAUCUUUCCCAAUAUACACGCCGCUAUGUUGUUCUUCCUUGAUCGGUUAUCGAGCAACAUAAUCGCAAACACUGUUCGUUCCGACUCGAAAUCGCCCUGUACUUCGAAGAGGCUCGCGUUUCGGAGACAAUGGACGGAUUCUUGACACACGGAGGCAAUUUUUAUCCUUGAUUGAUCUCGAACGAGCCCACUCGAGACCGCUCGCGCGCAUUCUCUAUUCAACGUCUCCGGGCGGGAAAGAACGGAGCCGAUCGACGACGGAACAUGUCCUGCCGCGGCCGCGCGCUCUGGCCAGUAACGCUGAAGCCUGAAUAUUCAUCGACAGACACGUCUCGCUUGCGUAAAUUAGAUCCUAGGUAGACUGUACAUAUGAUACAACCUUAGUCAUAGAUGAUUCACUAGGCGUAGGAGGUUCGUGUAUGUGCAUCCAGCUGAGAGUACGAUCUUUCUUUCUGUAAUGUAAGUCGCUUUUAGAUAGUCUGGUUAGCCUAGGCGUAACGAUCGAUCUCUUCGGUCCGUCGGGAAUUCGACAGAAUCGAGGAAACAAAACGAUUCCAUUGAAAGAAAUUCGAAAUUUGGCAUGCACGCGAAUUAGGAUUACUAAAUCGACUCGCAACACUGAUUCGCUGCUAUCGAGAACCGAAUUCAUUAGAAUAUUCUGUGGCUGCAAGACAAACGAAAUUCAAUGUUUGCAUGAGGAAAGAAUCGUUUUCCAAAGAGCGUCCCUUACGAUCGCAGCAUGCGACCGCCGGCCAUUUUGUCUUGCAAUCGCGGACGCCGCGUUCUCGAGUUCGGUGAGCGUGUUCACCGAACAACGAUAAAAACAGAGAGUACCGAAGGUGUUUUUAACAAAAAAGGUUAGAGGGAAGGAAAUGUAAAAGGGAAAGAAAAGAAGCAGGUGGGCAUAGCACCUGGAAUUUCUAAUAAUCACUCUCCCGGGAGAAAUUCGGGUGAGAGGGAGCGGAAACGAGCAGGGAUCACGUGGACCUCCACCAGGUACGGUAUGACGACGAGGACGAGGACGAGGGUCCUCAGCCGGAUCCGAUGCUCGAGCAAGGAGCACCGAUCCCGGUCCGACUGCACAACGAAUUUCCACCCGAGCUGGCCUCCACACCUCUCGAGGAUAUCGAUAGUUUCUAUCAUAACCAAAGGACCUUCGUCGUCAUCAGCAAGGGAAAGGAUAUAUUCAGGUUCUCAGCGACAGACGCGAUGUGGAUCCUCGACCCGUUCAACCCGAUACGACGCGUGGCCAUUUACAUAUUGGUUCACCCCCUGUUCUCCCUCUUCAUUAUCACUACAAUAUUGGUUAACUGCAUACUCAUGAUCAUGCCCACUACGCCCACCAUCGAGUCUACGGAAGUGAUAUUUACGGGCAUCUACACAUUUGAGUCCGCCGUUAAGGUGAUGGCGAGGGGUUUCAUUCUGCAGCCUUUUACCUAUCUUAGAGAUGCAUGGAAUUGGCUCGACUUCGUAGUUAUAGCUUUAGCUUAUGUGACGAUGGGCAUAGAUCUAGGCAACCUUGCCGCUCUCAGGACAUUUCGAGUCCUCCGAGCCUUGAAGACUGUCGCUAUUGUACCAGGUCUGAAAACCAUUGUCGGCGCUGUGAUAGAAUCCGUGAAGAACCUGCGCGAUGUGAUAAUCCUGACGAUGUUCUCUCUUUCCGUCUUUGCGCUGAUGGGCCUCCAGAUUUACAUGGGGGUUCUCACGCAAAAGUGUAUAAAAAACUUUCCUGAGGACGGCUCCUGGGGUAAUCUCACCGACGAAAACUGGGAGCGAUUCGUUAGUAACGAAACUAAUUGGUACGUGGACGAGGCGAAAAAUAUGCCCUUGUGUGGAAAUUCAUCUGGAGCAGGGCAGUGCCUUCCUGGCUACACGUGUUUACAAGGAUACGGCGACAAUCCGAAUUACGGUUACACGAGUUUCGACACCUUCGGCUGGGCCUUACUCUCCGCUUUCCGUCUGAUGACUCAAGACUACUGGGAGAACUUGUAUCAGUUGGUACUAAGAUCGGCCGGACCGUGGCACAUGUUGUUCUUCAUCGUGAUCAUUUUUCUUGGCUCAUUUUAUCUUGUCAACUUGAUUCUCGCCAUUGUCGCGAUGUCCUACGACGAGUUGCAAAAGAAAGCUGAGGAAGAAGAGGCUGCCGAAGAGGAAGCUAUAAGGGAAGCCGAAGAGGCAGCUCUGGCGAAAGAGAACAGGCUAGCGGCGCAAGCGGCAGCUAGGGAGGCGGCAGCCGCUGCCUCCCACGCCGCGGACCAGAUCGUCAAGUCGCCGUCGAAUUUCUCAUGCCAGAGCUACGAGCUCUUCGUCGGCCAGGAGCGAGGGAACGACGACAACAACAAGGAGAGGAUGAGCAUACGUUCGAUCGAGUCCGAUAGGGUGAAACAGAUCAACAACCACACGACCACCACUAAAGUACGAAAAGUCAGCGCCGUCUCUCGCGCCGCUAAUGGCCAGUUUACUUAUGCCUACCAGGAAAGCCCGCGGAAGGUACGUGUGUCACGACCGUGUCCGUCACCGGCGAGCGCGAGCCUUAGCCUGCCCGGCUCACCGUUCAAUCUACGCCGAAGCAGCCGCGGCAGCCAUCAGUUCGCUAUUAGGAAUGGCCGCGGCCGUUUCGUGACGCCGCCCGGCGGCGACCGGAAGCCGCUGGUGCUGUCGACGUUCCUCGACGCGCAGGAACACCUGCCGUACGCGGACGACUCGAACGCGGUCACGCCGAUGUCCGAGGAGAACGGUAUCAUCGUGGUGUCCGGUUACUAUGCGAAUCUUGGCUCUAGGCACUCGUCGUACACCUCGCACACCUCGCGGUUCUCGUACACGUCCCACGGCGACCUGAUCGGCGGGCUGGCGAACGCCGGCAAACCGAUGACCAAGGAGAGCCAGCUGAGGAUCAGAUCGGUCAGGCCGCCCUCCGUCAAUGGACACUUCACGGACUCCAAUCAGAAGUACCAUUAUGAGGGUGAUCUGGACGAUCCCAUGGGCAAGGCGAAGCAACAAGACAAUCCGUUUAUAGAGCCUUCUCAACAACACGCCGUGGUCGACAUGAAAGACGUGAUGGUGCUGAACGAUAUUAUAGAGCAAGCCGCGGGCCGCCAAAGCCGUACUCCCGAGCAAGGAGCUUCGACCUAUUACUUUCCGACAGACGACGAUGAAGAAGGGCCCACAUUCAAGGACAAACUGUUGGCCGCGGUGCUGCGUUGCAUCGAUAUCUUUUGCGUGUGGGACUGCUGCUGGUUGUGGCUUGAGUUUCAAAAAUACGUGUCUCUUUUGGUGUUCGAUCCAUUCGUAGAGCUUUUCAUCACCCUUUGUAUCGUCGUCAACACACUUUUCAUGGCGUUGGAUCAUCACGACAUGGACAAGGACAUGGAACGGGUGCUCAAGACCGGAAAUUACUUCUUCACGGCUACAUUCGGUAUCGAAGCAACGCUGAAGCUAAUCGCAAUGAGUCCCAAGUACUACUUUCAAGAAGGAUGGAAUAUUUUCGAUUUUAUCAUCGUCGCUCUCUCGCUGCUGGAGUUAGGCUUAGAAGGUGUGCAAGGUCUUUCCGUGUUACGAUCGUUCAGAUUACUAAGAGUGUUCAAACUAGCGAAAUCGUGGCCUACGUUGAAUCUGCUGAUCUCCAUCAUGGGCAGAACGGUGGGCGCGUUGGGUAAUCUGACGUUCGUGUUGUGCAUCAUCAUUUUCAUAUUCGCCGUGAUGGGUAUGCAGCUGUUCGGCAAGAAUUACACGGAUAACGUGGAUCGUUUCCCGGACGGCGAUCUACCGAGAUGGAAUUUCACCGAUUUCAUGCACUCGUUCAUGAUCGUUUUUCGCGUGUUGUGCGGAGAAUGGAUCGAGUCUAUGUGGGACUGUAUGCUUGUGGGCGAUGUCUCUUGCAUACCAUUCUUCCUGGCCACGGUCGUCAUCGGUAAUUUGGUUGUGCUGAAUCUUUUCUUGGCCUUGUUGCUGAGCAACUUCGGCUCGUCGAAUCUUUCGGCGCCGACCGCGGACAACGAUACGAACAAGAUCACAGAGGCGAUCGAUCGAAUAGCACGUUUCGUUAAGUGGAUCAAGCGAAACGUCCUAUUUCUGGCUAAAAUGAUGCGAGCCAAACUCACCAAUCAGAUAUCCGAUCAGGCGCCAGGUGAGGGACCGUCCAACAGUUGGAAAGAAGAUGGAAUUGAUCGCGAUGGGAACCUAGAUCUUGCAGAUGGCGAGCUCGACGCGUAUAGAGAUAAAAAGAGCCCCAAGGAGCUAAACCAACUCGAAGUUGCGAUUGGGGACGGAAUGGAAUUCACGAUUCAUGGAGAUGUAAGGAAUAAGUUGAAGAGUGGCAGACUGUGCAUGAACAACAGCAAAAUUAUAGGCAACUCGAUUAAUCACCGUGACUACAGGCUGGACCAUGAUUACAUUAAUCAGAACGAGGAUGACACGAUCAGUAUCAAGUCGUAUGGCAGCCACAAGAACAUGGCGUUCAAGGACGAAAGUCACAAGAGUAGCAUGGAUUCAUUGGACGGAGAAGAGAAAAAAGAUGCUAGCAAAGAGGACCUGGAGCAAGAGGAUGACCUUGGGAAAGAAGGAGACGAAGAGGGCGCGGCAGACGACGCCAUUAUUCACGCAGACGAGGAUCCAAUCGAAUCCGAUUAUCCAGCUGAUUGUUGCCCAGAAAAUUGUUACAAAAAGUUUCCAUUUCUGGCCGGUGACGACGACGCGCCGUUCUGGCAGGGUUGGGCGAACUUGAGACUGAAGACCUUCCAACUAAUUGAGAACAAGUAUUUUGAGACUGCCGUCAUUUUGAUGAUUCUUUUGAGUAGUUUGGCUCUCGCCUUGGAAGAUGUGCAUCUUCAAUCACGACCCAUUCUGCAAGAUAUCUUGUAUUACAUGGACCGAAUCUUCACUGUGAUUUUCUUCCUCGAAAUGUUAAUUAAAUGGUUGGCUCUCGGCUUUAAGAAGUACUUCACGAACGCUUGGUGCUGGCUUGAUUUCAUCAUUGUUAUGGUGUCACUCAUUAACUUCGUAGCGUCGCUCUGUGGCGCUGGCGGGAUCCAAGCCUUCAAAACAAUGAGGACCCUAAGGGCCCUAAGGCCACUCAGGGCGAUGUCUAGAAUGCAGGGAAUGCGGGUAGUCGUCAACGCCUUGGUUCAAGCCAUUCCAUCCAUUUUCAACGUGUUACUGGUGUGUCUUAUCUUCUGGCUGAUCUUCGCCAUUAUGGGUGUACAGCUUUUCGCCGGCAAAUACUUCAAGUGUGUAGACGCAAACAAAACAACGUUGAGCUACGAAAUAAUUCCCGAUCGAAACGCUUGUAUAGCCGAGAACUACACUUGGGAAAAUUCUCCAAUGAAUUUCGACCACGUAGGGAAAGCGUAUCUGUGUUUGUUCCAAGUGGCCACGUUCAAGGGUUGGAUUCAAAUAAUGAACGACGCUAUCGAUUCUAGGGAGCUCAACAAACAACCAAUUCGUGAAACGAACAUCUACAUGUAUUUCUAUUUUGUAUUCUUCAUUAUAUUCGGAUCGUUUUUUACCCUUAAUCUAUUCAUUGGAGUUAUCAUCGACAACUUUAACGAGCAAAAGAAAAAGGCCGGAGGGUCGCUAGAGAUGUUCAUGACGGAAGAUCAGAAGAAAUAUUACAACGCCAUGAAGAAAAUGGGCAGCAAGAAGCCUCUUAAAGCUAUACCACGCCCGAGAUGGAGACCGCAGGCGAUAGUGUUUGAAAUAGUGACGGACAAAAAGUUCGAUAUGAUAAUCAUGUUGUUUAUCGGACUGAACAUGUUAACGAUGACGUUGGACCAUUAUCAACAGACCCAGACUUUCAGCGAUGUUCUAGACUAUCUGAACAUGAUAUUCAUUGUGAUAUUCACCAGCGAGUGUCUCAUGAAGAUCUUCGCGCUGCGUUACCACUAUUUCAAGGAGCCGUGGAACCUCUUUGAUUUUGUUGUUGUUAUAUUGUCAAUAUUAGGUCUGGUACUCAGCGACAUUAUCGAGAAAUACUUCGUGUCGCCAACGUUGCUUCGUGUAGUGAGGGUGGCAAAAGUCGGUCGUGUGCUUCGACUCGUGAAAGGUGCCAAGGGUAUUCGAACGCUUCUCUUCGCCUUAGCGAUGUCGUUGCCAGCCCUCUUCAAUAUUUGCCUGUUACUCUUUUUGGUGAUGUUUAUCUUCGCGAUCUUCGGAAUGUCUUUCUUCAUGCACGUCAAGGAUAAAAGUGGACUGGACGAUGUGUACAAUUUCAAAACGUUUGGACAGUCGAUGAUAUUGCUAUUCCAGAUGUCCACAUCCGCCGGUUGGGACGGCGUGCUCGACGGCAUAAUAAACGAGGAAGACUGCCAGGAGCCGAACAACGAGAUAGGAUAUCCGGGUAACUGCGGUUCGUCAACGAUCGGGAUCGCCUAUCUUCUCUCGUACCUGGUGAUCAGCUUCUUGAUCGUGAUAAACAUGUACAUCGCCGUGAUCCUCGAGAACUACUCUCAAGCGACCGAGGACGUGCAAGAGGGGCUGACGGACGACGACUACGACAUGUACUACGAGAUCUGGCAGCAGUUCGACCCGGACGGUACACAGUACAUCAGAUACGACCAGUUGUCCGAGUUCCUCGACGUGUUAGAGCCGCCAUUGCAAAUACACAAGCCGAACAAGUACAAGAUCGUGUCGAUGGAUAUACCGAUCUGUAAAGGUGACCUGAUGUUCUGCGUGGAUAUCCUCGACGCCUUGACCAAGGACUUCUUCGCGCGUAAAGGUAACCCGAUAGAGGAGACGUCGGAGCUAGAGGUGCAGACGCGUCCGGGUGAGGCCGGUUACGAGCCAGUCUCCUCGACCCUCUGGCGUCAAAGGGAGGAGUAUUGCGCGCGCCUGAUACAGAACGCCUGGCGUAAGCACAAACAGCAACGCCUAGGCGGGCCCAGCGAGGAGAGCGACGACGCGGACACGGAUCCGCGCGUGCGGCAGACAGCGGUCCUAGUCGAAAGCGACGGUUUCGUAACAAAGAACGGGCACCGUGUAGUGAUACACAGCCAAUCGCCGAGCGUCACUUCGAAAACCGCGGACGUCUGAUCGGCGACGUUGACGCCCCAACCACCGCCACCGUCGUACCCAGCAGCAGCAACGUCGCCGUAAGCCAACAAAACACAAAACGGGACCGGCGGCGUCCGCGCUCGCAGCCACGACGAAGAACCCCGCUCCAUCGCCGAGCGACGACGAGCUUUUCUUUUUCAAAGAAGGACACGCUUCGAUCGUCGAUCCAGCCAACAGACAUGCCGUGAAUAAAAUAAGACGAAUCGAAGUAAGAACGGAAGUAACGGAAACAAAGAAAACCACCACCGCUCUCGGGGAGCGGGCAGCGGCCUCGCGGACCCCACGCGCAAACUCGCGCGCGCGCGCGCGCUCUCCAUCGACAGCCUUAUAGUUGUAUAAAGAAAGAAUCGAAAGAGAGUAUACAUACAGAAUACACACACGAUUACACACGAAUAUAUACAUACGAUACCUACAUUCCUCCAACGAGUUGCCUUUAAAUCGACUCUGAUACGAUAAACGCGCCACGAACGUCGGGAGACACACACAACACAUACAGGUCGCCACAGCUGGAACGCAAGGCGAGAGGACGAGAAUCACGAGCGUCCGGGGACAGCCGUCCCGAACGAUACCGGAAAACUGAACCGGCGUAAUUACUGGACAUCGCACCGCGCCGACACGUUAUCAGCAUCCGCUGCUUCGAGUCAAAUAACGUUCCACGCUCGUGGACACGAAUCGCGCGAUCGGUGGACCACGCGU
This is a messenger RNA of Nomia melanderi (Alkali bee), 7849 nucleotides long. The record is from RefSeq and is a predicted model, not a curated record. NCBI's taxonomy places the organism in Eukaryota, Metazoa, Arthropoda, Insecta, Hymenoptera, Halictidae.